Messenger RNA from Brassica oleracea var. oleracea, 5613 nucleotides. RefSeq lists its product as uncharacterized. The transcript is spliced from 4 exons. The record is from RefSeq and is a predicted model, not a curated record. Gene Ontology annotation, molecular function: nucleic acid binding; RNA-DNA hybrid ribonuclease activity. Bases 1 to 5613 code for a protein of 1870 amino acids. Lineage: Eukaryota; Viridiplantae; Streptophyta; Magnoliopsida; Brassicales; Brassicaceae.
AUGGUCGUUAGCAAUGAUAGUUCAGGCGAGGAGCGCGAAGCUCUCGAGGCGACGCCUACGCCUACACCAGCAACUCCACUUCCCCAUCCCGCAACCAUGGAAACUAUCCUGGCGCGCCUGGCCCUACAAGAAGCGGCACAGAAGGCGGCAGUUGACCAAAUCACGGCGAUAGCAAAGAUCCUCGCUCCCCUCGCUGCAAACGCCGAAGCGUCAACAGCGCAGUAUCGUCGACACCUGUUCGCCACAGAACGAACCACCGACUUGGCGCCUACGCAGGAUAACGAUAACCAAAGUCACGGUAACGACACCGGUGCGCACACCGCAAGCGAACUAGCCGCGUUAAAACAGUCGGUCCUCGAUAUCAAUUCUAAGAUCCACCAGGUGACGACGUCCGCCCCCCAGAUCGAGCAUGUACUCGCGGAUUCUCUUCGUACACCCUUCACGCGAAAAGUUACCGGCGUACGGCUACAGAAGAUGGACAAACUCCGUCUUCCAACCUUCAAAGGCCUCUCCGACCCUUCCCCCCACGUCACAUCUUUCAACAUAGCGAUGCGACGCGCAAACCUGACCGACGAAGACAAAGACGCCGGCUUUUGCCAACUCUUCGUCGAAACCCUAGAAGGCCCGGCCCUUACUUGGUUCACCGGCCUCAGAGAGAACUCCGUGGACUGUUUCCACGACCUCUCAACGGCCUUCCUUAAGAACUAUAUCAUGUUCACCAACCAGGAAGCAACAGUGUCAGAUUUGUGGAACCUCACUCACGCCAGCGACCAAAGUCUCCGCGACUUCAUGGAAAAAUUCAAAGCUAUUGUCUCGAAGAUCGAUAUCCCCGACCAUAUCGCCGUCGAAUCUUUGAUGAACACCUUGCACGUCGAUUCCACAUUCCGCCAGGAUCUUUACCGAUACCCGACCAAAUCUGUCUCCGACGCCAUCGCUCGCUCGCACAACUUUAUCCGCAUGGAAGAAGACACCAGAGCAAAGUUCGCAAAAGAAGCAGCGGCCAGGCAGCGAGCCCCCCGAACGAACGAUACCCGCUCCGAGCCUCGCCAGCAUUCCUCCGGUGGAAAUAUCACUCAGAAGCGAGGCUACGUAAGUUCGGUCGAUGAUGAGGAGUCUCCAAAAUCAGCAGCCAUCACGCGAGAGAAAGGCUGGAAUCACUGGGAUCGAGACCCCGCCUCGAAGCAAUCAAAGUCGACCGAACCAACGAGUUCAAACUCCGAGGAGCCAAGGAAAUGGUGCCUCUACCACAAAAGGGAUUCCCACGAUACAAAAGAAUGCAAAGUCCUCAUCGGGCAAUUCUUCGACGGGAUCACUAACGGGACGAUUCAAAUGCCCACUUCUCCAACGACACCGAAAAACACCAAAAGUUGGAGUAAGAACAAGGAGAAGAAGGCACAGAAGUCUCAACAGAACACGGCCCCGAGCGAGGAAAGAGCAAGCCCUGAGCGCACUCCUGUCAACAACGUUGGCCCCGCCAACGAUUCGGCAGAAGACGAACAUCCGCGUCGGCGAGUGGAAGUCAUACUCUCUCGCCCUUGCGACUCCUCUGACGACGACUCCUCGAUAAUGCAACCAGAUGUACGCGACAAACUGAACAGCACGGUCGAGCAGUCUCUCACUCCCCCGACAGCAGACAAAGACCUGCGCACCUUACUGAAGCGAAAGAGUGCUACGAACGAGCACGUAGGAAGCGCCAAUCUCGGCGCGACCAUCUCCAAAUCCAGCGCCAGGAGUAUAGGUCAAAACGGCGACCUUCGCGACCAGCUCAAUUCAAAGGCCAACGACCUGCGAAUCCAACUCAACCGUUCGAAAGGAUCCGAUCUGCGACGACGUCUCGAAUCAAAAAAGAAAAAGCCCGCAGAAACUCCUCAGUUCGAGAACACAACCGAUGAUUUAAGGAAGCAACUCGAGUCAAUGCGAGCUGCCCACACCCCGCGCAUUAGCGUCAUAAUGGGAGGAUCACCUCCUUGCGGCGACUCAGUUCGAGCUGUCAAAGACUACAAGCGACAAGCCACCGCCUCCAAGAAGUGGCCACCUCCGGUCGAAAAUGAUCACCAGAUCACUUUUUCGGCACUAGAUACCAAGGGUGUCCACAUGCCGCACAACGAUCCUCUCCUCGUCGACCUCGACAUCGGAGAAUGCCUAGUCGCGAAAGUCCUUAUCGAUACCGGCAGCUCAGUCGAUCUCAUCUUCCGCGACACACUCGACAAAAUGGGAGUCGAUUUAAGGGAUAUGAAGCCUUCUUCUCGUACGCUCACUGGCUUCAACGGAGCCUCGGAGCAAAUGAUCGGAACAAUUCGUCUUCCAGUAUACGCAGGUGGUAUAACCCGUACCGUCAAGUUCUCCGUCAUCCGAGCCAAAGCACCAUAUAAUGCCAUCCUCGGAACACCAUGGUUGCAUUCCAUGAAAGCCGUUCCCUCGACGUACCAUCAAUGCAUCAAGUUUCCCGGCAAAGACGGUAAAACACAGACGAUUCGGGGAGAUCAACAAGCCGCGAGAGAACUGCUAAUUGCAACUGUAAAGAUGCAGCAACAGACUUCCCUCGUCAACUCCGUCGGCAAACUACUUCACAAGAUAUACCCCCAGAAGGAAGAAGUUCGCGAAGUCGCAAUUGACGAAUCCGACCCAACGAAAAUCAUCCGAGUGGGCGUCUACCUAUCCGACGACAUAUGUUCAAGGAUCAUCUCUUUCAUCAAAGAUAACGCUUCAACAUUCGCCUGGAAGACCUCCGACAUGAGGGGGAUCGACCCCGCAGUUACCUCCCAUGAACUGCAUGUCGACCCGACGUUCAAACCCAUCCGACAGAAGCGACGGAAACUCGGUCCAGAAAGAUCUAAGGCAGUGAACGACGAAGUCGACAGGCUCCUCGACGCGGGUUUUAUUACCGAAGUUCGAUACCCCGAAUGUUACCCGCUCCCUCACAUCGAUCGUCUCGUCGAAUCAACCGCCGGUAACGAACUCCUAACCUUCAUGGACGCUUUCUCGGGAUACAACCAGAUCCUGAUGCAUCCCGAUGAUCGCGAGAAGACGGCAUUCAUCACCGACAGAGGAACUUAUUGCUACAAAGUGAUGCCCUUCGGGCUAAAAAACGCCGGCGCGACUUAUCAGCGACUCGUUAACCAAAUGUUUGCUGAUCAGCUUGGUAACACCAUGGAAGUGUACAUCGACGAUAUGCUAGUCAAAUCGCUCAAGGCCGACGACCACCUAAAUAACUUGCGCGAGUGCUUCAAAAUCUUGAACGACUAUGGGAUGAAGCUCAACCCGGCCAAAUGUACCUUCGGUGUCACCUCCGGGGAAUUCCUCGGCUACAUCGUCACUCAGCAAGGAAUAGAAGCCAACCCCAAGCAGAUCUCGGCGAUUCUCGACCUUCAAAGCCCGAAAAACAGCCGCGAAGUGCAGCGACUAACAGGACGCAGAGCAGCUCUCAACAGGUUCAUCUCACGAUCGACCGACAAGUGUCUUCCCUUCUACGAGCUGCUAAGAGGGAACAAGAGGUUCGUCUGGGAUGAAAAAUGCGAAGAGGCGUUCAAUCAACUCAAGCAUUAUCUUACGACCCCACCAGUGCUAUCGAAGCCAGAAGCCGGCGACACACUAUCUCUCUACAUCGCCGUCACAUCCUCCGCCGUCAGCAGCGUAUUGAUUCGAGAAGAUAGGGGAGAACAGAAACCAAUCUUUUACACAAGUAAAAGAAUGACAGAGCCUGAAACGAGAUAUCCAACACUCGAAAAGAUGGCCCUAGCCGUCGUCGCCUCGGCGAGAAAAUUGCGCCCCUACUUCCAAUCGCACACGAUUGAAGUACUAUCCAACCAACCACUCAGAACGGUGAUGCAAAAUACUAAUCAAUCGGGACGGCUGACCAAAUGGGCGAUGGAACUGAGCGAACAUGACAUAGUAUACAAGAAUCGCACAGCAGCAAAGUCACAAGUCCUUGCCGAUUUCUUGAUCGAGUUGACGCCAGAGCUGGAGCAAGACCUCAUCUUACCAAGUGUAAACUGGAUCCGCCACGUCGACGGUUCAUCAACGAGUAAAGGGUCAGGAGCAGGAGUGCAAUUGCAAUCGCCAACAGGGGAACUCAUUCGGCAAUCAUUCAGUUUUGGUUUCGCGGCAUCAAACAACGAAGCUGAGUACGAAUCCCUCAUCGCGGGGCUCCGUCUCGCAAAGGCGGUGAAAGCCAAAAGAAUCAGCGCCUACUGCGACUCUCAACUCGUCGUAAGCCAAUACCUCGGCGAUUACGACGUCCGCAACGAAAGGAUGGACGCCUACCUCAAACUAGUCCAGGAUCUUACGCGAGACUUUGAGUUCUUCGAACUCACGAAGGUUCCUCGCGGAGAAAAUGUUUGUGCCGACGCCCUCGCCGCUCUGGGAAGCAAGCUACACGACCAAGUCAAGAGGAUAAUCCCGAUCCACAAAAUCGAGAAACCAAGCAUCGACACGAAGGCAGAACAGGCCGCGAUUAUAGCAGCAAUCGACGACGCAAUGGACAUUGACGAAGUGGAAUCUCGCUCGCCAGAUGACCACCCAACAGAUUGGCGCAAAGAACUCAUCGAUUACCUCGCGGAAGGUUUACUGCCCAUCGGGAAAUGGGACGCCCGGCGAUUGAAACGACGCAGCGCACACUACGUCGUCAUGGACGGGGAACUACACCGAUGGACUGCAACAAAGGUACUACUCAAAUGUAUCGCCGGUGAAGAAACGAGACUCGUCAUGGCCGAAACACACGAAGGAGCAGCAGGCAACCACUCGGGCGGGCGAGCUCUCGCAUUAAAAGUUAAAAACCUCGGAUUCUACUGGCCAACCAUGAACGCCGACUGCGAGACAUACGCGCGCAAAUGCGAUAAAUGCCAGCGUCACGCCAAAACCAUACACAGCCCAACGGAGUUUCUCCAUACAUUGACUGCUCCAUACCCAUUUAUGCGAUGGGGAAUGGACAUCAUAGGUCCGAUGCCGGCAUCUCGACAAAAGAAGUUCAUACUGGUCCUCACCGAUUACUUCAAUCUCAGGCUCAAAGGUCUCCUUCUCCCUGAGGCUCGGCGUCUUGUCUCCGGGGAAGGUCCCUCUUUCGUUCAGAGGAGACGGCAGUGGUCGUAUGUCGGCGCGUGCACUGAGCUCUUGGUGGUCGUGUGGCUGUCGGAGCUUGGAGGUUGUGGUUCUGAUAUGUCGUCUAUGGCAUGGUAUACUAUACCCUUGGCGGUUACUCUCCACUUGUAUGUCCUUCUCAUGUUCCUGGUCCAAUGUUGUGCUCUUGCCACCUUGCUAGUGGUGUUGAGCUUCGUCAGUAUCGCUCCGUUCGAUUUGGUCUCGUUCUCCAGCGAGUUCAAUCACAGGGCGCAAGGAAGGUCGGCUCAGGUUCUCUUAGUCGAAGCAAGGCGUCGUAUGGUGGAUUCAAUUGGGUCAGUUGGUGAAGCUUGCGUCGUGGAGACUUGCUGCAGAGAGGGUCAUCCCAGUGCCAUAGAGGACUACUUGGUCUUCUUGGUAGACCGUCUCUCCUUUUUUUGCAGUCAUCCGUGGAGGUAUGCUAUAUAUGUAAUGUUUGUGCUUAAGAGACUGCAAUUGCUUCAGUUAGAAAGAGAGUGGGAUGCUUCUGCUCCCUCCCGGAUUAACCUGGUGCGGUAG